This is a messenger RNA of Fusarium oxysporum Fo47, 2610 nucleotides long. RefSeq lists its product as uncharacterized. Bases 398 to 2242 code for a protein of 614 amino acids. The transcript has a single exon. NCBI's taxonomy places the organism in Eukaryota, Fungi, Ascomycota, Sordariomycetes, Hypocreales, Nectriaceae. The record is from RefSeq and is a predicted model, not a curated record.
UCGACAGGGCAGGUACUCGUCCUGGACAUCGUUCCUGUUCCACCUGACCUUUCUCAACACCACAACCUCAACUCACCAAAUUCUUAUCUCACUUGUCUGAUCUUACCCUUCUUUACCUUUCCUUUCCUCUUGGUUUCUUCUGUUCAAUCUACUCCUGCUCCUCGAUCUCUUCCUGCGACAAAAGUCACCGCGAUCCCCCGAUUUCUUACCGAGACCAGCCUCGAACAUAUCCUUCUCCGUCGCAAAUCCGAAUAAUAUCCUGCUUAAAAAUGCCCUCGGGCCACGCUCUCUGAGCUUGCAAUCGUCCGUCGAUGCUUCGUUUUCCCGCUCCUCCGUGGCGCGCAUAGACUCUCCGACUCCUCCGCCCCCUGCAUUAUCUUACAUCAUAUCCGUGGCCAUGAUGUGGCCUCGGUUCAAACAAUGGCUAUCGAACUGGCCUUCUCGAUUAGUCUUCCGCUACCUCAGCACCCUAUUUCUCAUAUGUUUCGCUAUCACCAAUUAUAUAUUAUGGACCAGCAGCCAGGGCUGGGAUGUGACAGAGCCUAAGGGCCCAGUCACUAUGGGCCCAAAACAUCCAAUUAAGAAGCUCAUGGCAGAUGCCCGCGCUCGCCAUGAGAGCCUCCUUUCAAAACGAAGCCAUGAUCUUUACGAUGCUGCCGAGCGUUAUCGCGCCCGCCGAGGACGUCACCCACCACCAGGCUUCGAUAAGUGGAUGGAGGCUGCACUCGCUUCCAAUAGCAUUGUGGUAGAAGAUUAUUUCGAUCGCAUAUACAAGGAUUUGGCUCCAUAUUGGGCGCUUGACGCUCACACACUAGCCAGGCGCGCAUCCGCCUGGCAUUGGGUCGUGAAAGUUCGCAAUGGCGUGGCUACUGGUGUGGGCGAUGCAACCGAUCGUGUGCCAUGGCUUGAACUAUGGACCAACCUCGUCGAAGAGUUUGCAAAGGAUUUGCCUGACGUCGACAUGCCAAUCAACUACAUGGAUGAACCUCGACUUCUUGUUCCUUUCGACGAAUUAUCCAAAUUUGUCGAUCAAGAACGCGAUAAUCGGCGCAUCGCUCCUAUGAAGGAGGUCGUCACAAAGUUUAAGACUUUGUCCAAGCUCGACGACGAAAAACCUCAGCCUUACGAUCCCUACUGGUACAAUAGCUCAGCUAACUAUUGGGAACUCGCGCGUGUGACGUGUGACCCCAACGCUCCGUCACGCAAUGUUCAACAAGUCUCAGACUUUAAGGCUCCUGUUGAAUAUCCCUCAAAUUGGGACCCCGAGUACGCUUAUAAAGGUUAUAUCAAAAACUGGACUGCUGCCCAGGAUCCUUGUUUACAACCACAUCUGCGCCAAAUGCACGGGAGCUUUGUUGCGCCUCUCAGUUUGUCUACUUCUACCGAAUUGAUCCCAUUGUUUGGCGGAUCUAAGCUUCCUAUGAACAACGAGAUCCUUAUCCCUGGCGCCAUGUACCUUACUGCCGACGAAUUCUAUUCUGGAGGGGAGAAGAUGGGUCCAGCAUGGCACGCCAAGAAGACCGGCAUUGUUUGGAGAGGUGAUGCUUCUGGCGGCGAGCCGAGAGCUGAUGUCUGGCAUCGCUUCCAUCGUCACCGUCUUAUCCAGAUGCUUAAUGGCUCAUAUGUUGACAGUGUUGAGCAUCAAGGUGUGAAGCCCAAGACAUUUCAACUGCCAAAUCCCGACCAUUACAACAGCACCCAUCGUACCUCCAAUACUAUUGGUCAAUGGUUGAUGCAGAUCUCUGAUUGCGGGUUCAAACGUCUUCUAUGUGAAAAAGUUGGCUGUGAUCCUGUCGCUCCUUAUUAUCGCGAAUUGAAGCAUAUGACCAUGAAGGAGCAGUACCGCUAUAAAUUUUUGCCUGAUACCGACGGCAAUUCAUUCAGCGCCCGUUUUCGUGGCUUCUUACGUUCCUCGAGCAUGCCUCUCAAGGCUACUAUCUACGCUGAAUGGCAUGACGACCGUCUUACUCCAUGGGUUCACUUUGUACCCUUCGAUAACACUUUUCAGGACCUUUACCCCAUCCUCGAAUUCUUUACAGAUGAAGAAGCUGGUGGGGAUACCGCCGCGCGAUUUAUUGCUGAGAGAGGAAGAGACUGGGCCAGCCAAGUCUUGCGUCGCGAAGAUAUGCGCCUGUACACUUGGCGCCUCUUACUUGAGUGGGCUCGAGUCUGCGAUGAAGACCGCGAGAAGCUUGGAUUCAUAAGAGACUUGAUAGAGCCCAGAAAGGAUUCAAUACGGUAAACUGAGUUGAGGUUCGAAAGCACAUGUUUACAGCGCAUUGAUCCACCACCAAACUGGAUGGUUUAGGUGCUCACGUAUAUAUUAGUAUUCACGGCCUGGCGUUCCGGAGUUGGAUUGUUUCUCUAUGAGGUGCUGGAUAUCUGAGAUAAUGUGGAUGGCAUACAAUGCGUUCAAGACGCUUCACCGUCUAAGAAACGUUCUAUACCUUGGGAGGCAAAAUCAUGUAGCUGAGGCAUACCCCAAAACAAAUGACGUUGGAUGAUUGAAAGAUAAGGACGAGAUGGAAUAGAAGGGGUCCUCUAAUUCUUAAUUCUCGACUGUAGGAAGCUGGGCUAAUCCACCCUAGAUAAUAAAUAUGAUACCAAACC